AUGGCCUCCUCGCCAGAUACGGUGCCGGCGACACCGCGAGUGAUAUCCCCCACGCCCCCGCUUUCGGACCGGUCAGACACGCAGGACGGAUAUUUUGCGCCGACAACACGGUCAGCGGCGCGCCGGCAGCGUCUUUCAGAUGUCGCAGAGCAGUCCCCAGGAUCUUCGCGGUCGACAAGAUCGCACAGUCCAACUGCUACAACACCUCGGCGCUCGACGUGGCAACACCGCUCAAACCCCAAGAUCCCGGCCUCGCCGCCCUCGGUCAACCGCCCUACCUCGAACGGCUACCUAUCGCCAACUUCGAGCCUUCCCGAUGCUUUGCGUGGCAUUUCGCGGUCACCGUCCCCGCUUGGACUCAUUCCUUUACAUUCGCGCUACCGCAACUUCAUCCACCGCCAUGAGAUCCCGCGCAAGCUCCUGCACGUGUCAAUCGGGUUCAUAACCCUCCACCUUUACAGCCGGGGCAUUCAGACGCUCCAGAUCACGCCAGUAUUAUUCUCGGCUCUAGUUCCCAUCGCCGUAACAGAUCUGGUGCGCCACCGCUCAGAGAAGGUCAACAGGUUUUACAUCCGCUCCUUGGGCGCGCUCAUGCGCGAGACCGAGGUCUCCGGCUACAACGGCGUGAUUUGGUACCUGCUUGGCGCGUACACCGUUCUCCGCUUCUUCCCCAAGGACGUCGGCGUCAUGGGCGUGCUGCUGCUCAGCUGGUGCGAUACCGCUGCCUCGACUUUUGGCCGCCUGUAUGGCCGCUACACGCCUCGCCUGCGGCCGGGCAAGAGCCUGGCUGGCACGGCGGCUGCGUGGAUGGUUGGUGUUGUCACUGCUGCCGCCUUCUGGGGCUGGUUCGUCCCGUAUGUCGGGCCCUUCCCCAACGACCCGCCGGAUGCGUUCAUGUUCACUGGUCGUCUGAACCUGCUCCCGGACUGUGUCCGCGGCCUUUUGGGCUGGGAGACCGGCCCUUCGGUCUCGACUGUCGUCAAGGGCCCGCUUGCUCUGGGUGUCAUGAGCGCCGUUUCGGGCUUCGUUGCCGCUGGCAGCGAAUUCAUCGAUCUGUGGAGCUGGGAUGACAACCUGACGAUCCCCGUUUUGAGUGGUGUUGGGCUAUGGGGCUUUUUGAAGGUCUUUGGGUAG
Penicillium alfredii is the source of this 1134-nucleotide messenger RNA. RefSeq names its product diacylglycerol/polyprenol kinase family protein. Gene Ontology annotation, biological process: phosphatidic acid biosynthetic process. The coding region runs from base 1 to 1134 and encodes 377 amino acids. Gene Ontology annotation, molecular function: ATP-dependent diacylglycerol kinase activity. NCBI's taxonomy places the organism in Eukaryota, Fungi, Ascomycota, Eurotiomycetes, Eurotiales, Aspergillaceae. Gene Ontology annotation, cellular component: endoplasmic reticulum membrane. The transcript has a single exon. The record is from RefSeq and is a predicted model, not a curated record.